Messenger RNA from Diceros bicornis minor, 1649 nucleotides. It is a transcript of the gene RPL7L1, whose product is annotated as ribosomal protein L7 like 1. NCBI's taxonomy places the organism in Eukaryota, Metazoa, Chordata, Mammalia, Perissodactyla, Rhinocerotidae. The record is from RefSeq and is a predicted model, not a curated record. Bases 179 to 949 code for a protein of 256 amino acids. Gene Ontology annotation, biological process: maturation of LSU-rRNA from tricistronic rRNA transcript (SSU-rRNA, 5.8S rRNA, LSU-rRNA). Gene Ontology annotation, molecular function: structural constituent of ribosome; RNA binding. Gene Ontology annotation, cellular component: cytosolic large ribosomal subunit. The transcript has 7 exons.
GUGCGAAGGAAGCUCUGUACAACUUUUGGAGGAAUCAGGGUUAGCAAAACCUCGGCGGGUCACUGCUGUUGAGAGGGCGGUGACUGUCGCGGUCAGCCAGCCGUAAGCUAGACUAGACGUCUCUAUGGUCAAGUAAACAUAGAGCGGUUCCUCUCUUUCCCACGUGGUGGGGCUGCGCAUGAGCGGGAGCCGUGGCAGCGGGAAGAUGGCGGAGGAAGAGCAAAGAAAAAAGAUCCCUUUGGUUCCAGAAAAUCUCCUGAAAAAGAGGAAGGCUUAUCAGGCCCUCAAAGCCACCCAGGCAAAGCAGGCACUUUUGGAAAAGAGGAAGAAGAAAAAAGGAAAAGAGCUCAGAUUUAAGCGACUGGAAUGGUUCCUACAUGAUUCCUGGCGGCAAAAACGUGACAGGGUGCGCCUCAGACGACUGGAAGUGAAACCUCACGCCUUGGAAGUGCCAGAUGAACAUUCCUUGGCCUUUGUCAUACGAAUCCAAAGGAUUAAUGGGGUGAGUUUACUGGUGCAGAAUACCAUUGCAAAGCUUCGCCUAAAGAAGAUUUUCAGUGGUGUCUUUGUCAAGGUGACAUCUCACACUAUAAAAAUGCUGCGUAUAGUGGAACCUUAUGUGACCUGGGGAUUUCCAAAUCUGAAGUCUGUCCGGGAACUCAUCUUGAAACGUGGACAAGCCAGGGUCAAGAAUAAAACCAUCCCUCUGACAGACAACACAGUGAUUGAGGAGCACCUGGGCAAGUUUGGUGUCAUUUGCUUGGAAGACCUCAUUCAUGAAAUUGCCUUCCCGGGGAAGAAUUUCCAGAUGAUCUCAGCGUUCUUGCGCCCUUUCCACCUCUCAGUGGCCCGUCACGCUACCAAGAAUAGAGUGGGCUUCCUCAAGGAGGUGGGCUCACCUGGCUAUCGAGGUGAACGCAUCAAUCAGCUCAUCCGGCAGCUGAACUAAACCCAGGUGCCAGGUUGCAGUGAAUUUGUAUUAAUGAAGUUGUGUUAUUCUUCAGAAUAUCUGAAAGCACAAUGCAUUGGAAGCAUGGUUGUUUUUAUUUUUGGAAUCAUUAUCCAGUAUCUUCAAAGAAGAUUAUUUUCUGCUAUAUCUUCAGGAACUGGAGAGGAAGGAGAAGAUAGUGAUGUUUCUAGCAGGCACUUCUCAUCACAGCCCAGUUCCGAGGAAAAAUUCCAGUGUAUUUUCCACGUUGGCCACCGCUGCCACCUCUGAAGUUAGCAAAGGACUCGUGCCACAGAGGAGGCAGUCCUGCUUUGUCACAUUUUCUAUCUAUAAAUAGAUCUAUCUAUCUAUUUAUUUGGUGAAUAAAUACCAGACAGCAGUGGACCAAGCCCAGAGGCAUACUUGAACCUGGAGAUUCCUAGGGCCUUGUUUUGGAAAGAACUUAAAAUAUGAUUAGAAGAGCACAAAAAUAGUGCUCAGUUGUCUCUGCUGUGAGUCUGUGUUCUAACUUUUCAGGGAUGGCUUUGCGAGCUCUCGGACUUGGCUGGCUCGAAGUGUAUCUGGUGGUUUCCUUAUCCUAGCCUGCAGCUGGCUUGGUCCUUUUCUGCAGCUUGGGCUUUCAACCUAUUCUUGGAUGUAUGAGAAGGGAAAGGACCCUUUCCCCAGGAACACAUGAAUAAACUCAAAGCUUGAAAGUUGA